This is a messenger RNA of Gamsiella multidivaricata, 608 nucleotides long. RefSeq lists its product as uncharacterized. Lineage: Eukaryota; Fungi; Mortierellomycota; Mortierellomycetes; Mortierellales; Mortierellaceae. Bases 95 to 355 code for a protein of 86 amino acids. The record is from RefSeq and is a predicted model, not a curated record. The transcript is spliced from 2 exons.
GCCGGAAGAGAGGUCGAAAAAAAGAGACCAAGUUGCUCAUCUUUUCUUGCUGCUGUUGCUGCUGUUGUUGCUGCUGCUGUUGCUGCUGCUGGCGAUGACGGCGAUGAUGGUGUGUGUGUAUUUGUUGAGGUGCUGGGAUGCUGCUGUAGCCUGUCAGACGAACACCAGAAAAGGAGACUCAGGGGCCAAAAGAAGAGGGGAACGAAGGAUCGACUAUGAAAAAAAGGCCUUGUCGACGGUUGGAUGUGGUGUAAACAGGAUAAGGAUAAAGACAGCACCAGCUAGUCCGGGGAUACGUAAAGAGGCACCAGGCUGGUCCUUACAAGAGGCCGGCGACAGAGUGCCAUGGUGCUGAAGACAGUUGCAGCAACUCAAAGGCUCUCUCUUUCCAGCGCACAGCCUUUCGGCGAUAUAUGCGCCCAUUCGAUAGAACAUGCUACCGAUCCGUGUCACAAUAUUUUUAAGCGCCGAUUGACACCAAGGCCGGUCUCAUUUUGCAGCGAAGGAACCUUAUCAGGGGGUCCCCGGAUCUAUGGGCUCCGAUGUUACAGCCUCGCCAACCAAACGAGGUGAAAGCAGCUGCCGACACUUGAUGGCAAAAAUGAUAG